UGGGGUUUCUAGCUUAUUAAGGUACUCGUCGAGUCUAAAGACGCUCCUGGCCCUUUAAGAGCGGAGGGAGGGGGUUCUGAACCGCUUGGCUGCGGUGUUUUUGUCUCCAUGUCAGUGAGCGCUCCUGGCCCAAGACGUCUGAACGGAUUUAUAAGGAUAGGUGCUGACCGUGAGAAAGAGGGGAGGGAAGAUAAAGAGGAGAGAAGAGAAGCCAGAGUGGGAAGGAGGAGAGACCAACCCUGCAGCACUCUGAGCAGCUGGUGAGGUUUUGUGGGUAAACGUGUGACAUCAUGGCUCAGGUGCUGCACAUGGACCCCAGCUUCCCAGGAGGGAAGCUUACCCCGUCCGCUCCCCCCUCCCUGCAUGGGAAGGAGCAGGAGGCGCCCUACUCUGUGGAGACCCCCUACGGCUACCGUCUGGACCUAGACUUCCUCAAGUAUGUCAACGACAUUGAGAAGGGCAACACCAUCAAGAAGGUGCCCGGUCAGCGCCGGCCCCGCUACGGGUCUCUCCCCCGGGGGUACGGCUACACAGGCUCCUGGUGGACCUCCACAGAGUCCCUGUGCUCCAACACCAGCCAGGACAGUCGCCAAUCAUCCUUCUCCUACUGCGCCCCAGGCUACCACCCACACAGCUCCCACUCCCACUCCCAGAGGCCCAGCUUCAGCACGGCCCGGGUGGAGAAGACCCUGCUGGACGCCCGCAGGAAGUUGGAGGAAGAGAAAGAAGGGGCCCCCAGGAGGUUCUCCAGCACACUGGGUAGCAUGCACAACAGCAUGGCCGGAUCCACCACCUCCCUGAGCAGCGCCCACAGCUACAACCGCACCCAUGGAGGAGGAACGGGCUCCUUCACCCCCAUGAGCUCCGGCAUGUCCACGCCUGUGUCGCCCACCCCGGCCCACCUGCAGCAUGUGAGAGAGCAGAUGGCGGUGGCUCUCAGGAAGAUCCGGGAGCUGGAGGAGCAGGUGAAGACCAUCCCUGUGCUCCAGGUGAAGAUCUCUGUGCUGCAGGAGGAGAAGAGGCAGCUAAGCGUCCAGCUGAAGAGCCAGAAGUUUCUGGGACACACCCUUGGCUUUGGCAGAGUGGGCCGGCCCCGAGGGGAGCUCUACAUCGACAUCCCAGAGGAGGAGGUGAGCUCUGGAGCUGAAGCCACCACCAGGGUUGCAGCAGGGCCUCUGUCCCCCACCACCCCCACCAGUCCUGAGGGCUUCAGGCCGCAGGCAGACUCAGGCUGUGAGAUUGAGGACACAGUGAUCGUGGGUGGAGCGCGGCCGGCUGGGCAGAGGGAAGUGCGUACCAUUGGGGUGGGACCAGAGGAGGCGAGGGGCAGCCAGCAGGUGGAUGUGGGCAUUGGGGUGAAGGAGCAGGACCUGGGGCUGGUGCCGGAGACAGAGGCCCUGAAGAGCCAGGUGGGCCAGCUGGAGGGCCAGCUGAAGAGGACGAUGCAGGAGCUGCAGGCUGCCCAGCAGCAGGUGCAGGCAGCUCAGAGGGAGAGGCAGGCUCUGGCCCCCCAGGCAAACCACUCGGUCAGGGCCACCAGUCUGAGCUGGCAGGAGCAGCAGGGACGCAGCCUGCAAACAGUAGUCAGCUUUACCCAGCAGCCCCAUCACCGGGCACAGAGAACUGUGGGAAUCCAGGUGUACACGCUGGAGCAACCAGCCACUGUGGUGGGGGUGGGCACGUUGCUCCGAGCAGAGGGGUGCAGCUCCCCCUCCCUCCCUCCAGGUGGUACAGUCCUGGAGGGAACCCACAGAGGACAUGCACAGGCCCUGGGCCCAGAGGAUGCAGCUGUUGAGCUGCCCAUCGCCAUCUCCUCCAAACAGGUCCGAGAGGUCCUAAGAAGUGAGCUGUCCACCUCUGUGCCUGUCACUAAUCCUGCCAUCGCCAUUGAUACCAUUGGUAAUCAGAUGGCUUUGCUGCAUCUGAAGGAAGGAGAGACACCCCAGCACACUGCAAUAAACACCGUCCAUUAUCAAGAAGACCCAUCAAAGCCAGCUGCAGCAGCCUCUCCCCAGACCGCCCUGAGGUCCAUUAUGAAACAUAAGGCAGAAGGAGAACCUGGCUCUCCAUCCACCAAGAAGAACCUGCAGUUCACUGGAGUCAAUGGAGGGUAUGAGUCCACCUCCUCAGAUGACAGUAGCAGUGAGAGUUCAGAGGAGAGUGAUGCCAGUGAAUAUCAUGAGACCACAGAGAAACUUCCAGAAGCACCAGAGUCUGCUGCGGGACGGCACCAGCAAGCAGCAGCAGUCCCAGUCACCUCCACAAGGCUAGAGCAUGCCACCCCGCUCCCAGCCACCACCGUCCAACCACCAGCCUGUCAACCUGCCUCUGAGCGGAGCACCAGCCAAUCAGCAACCAUAAGCAUAGGACUGCAGCAUGUAUCCACCUUAUCACCAACCUUGAACACUGCCAUGCAGCAAUGUGCCUCUGACUCUACCCCCACUGAGACUACCUACCCAUCUCCAGCCAAUGACUGUGUCCAUCAGGGGAGUAUUGUCCAAUCAUCGGUCCCAGACCCUAUCCCUCAGGAGUGUACCUCCAUAAAUACUAGCACUGAACCCACUACACCUGAGCAGUGCACCAUCCAAUCAGCACCUACCUGUUCUGCACCCCCCAAGCCACCCAGAUGCCAACCAGAAGCCACUAACCCGGAGGUAAAGCAGGGUGUCACCCAAUCAAAUACCACUGAUGUCACCGUUCAGCUAGAUGCCAUCAAAUCACAAACUACUGACCUCGCCCCUCAGCAUUGGGCUACCCAAUCGUCAGCUACUGAACAAAGCUCCCAGCAGAGGAUAGUCCAAUCAUCAGCCUCGACACCAGCACCUGGAAACGCCCCAAGUGCUGCUGGAGCAGCCAAUCAAGAAACCAGACUGGAGUUCAGUGAGAGCCUGAUGGCAUCUCUCCAUGCCCUGCAGAAAGCCCUGGGUGAACCAAAUGCUUUCAGCCAGCAAGCAGCAAGGACAGCCUACACCACGGUGCUCCAGGAGUGGCUUCGUGUGUCCUGUCACAAGGCAGCUGACACUGCCAUGGUCAGGGCCUAUAUGGAUACCUUCUCCUCCGUCUCCCCACAGCUGCUGAAGUUUGUGGUCAAUAUGGCCGACGGCAACGGCAACACGGCCCUGCACUACACCGUCUCCCACUCCAACUUCCCUGUGGUCAAGCUGCUGCUGGACACUGGCCUGUGCAACGCUGACAAGCAGAACAAGGCCGGGUACACAGCCAUCAUGCUGACAGCUCUGGCUGCCUUCCACUCUGACAGUGACCUUCACACUGUCCUGCAGCUGCUGCGCACAGGGGAUGUGAACGCCAAAGCCAGCCAGGCGGGUCAGACGGCGUUGAUGCUGGCAGUGAGUCACGGGCGAGGGGACAUGGUACGGGCGCUGCUCUCCUGCGGGGCACAGGUCAACAUCCGCGACGACGACGGCUCCACGGCGCUCAUGUGUGCCUGCGAGCACGGCCACGUCGACAUCGUGCGUCAGCUGCUGUCUGUGCCAGGCUGUGAUGUCACCCUCACUGACAACGAUGGCAGUUCAGCCCUGUCCAUAGCCCUGGAGGCCAGUCAGAAUGACAUCGCUGUGCUUCUCUACGCUCACCUCAACUUCGCAAAGCCUCCUUCCCCUGUAUCACCAAAGUCUCCUCUUUUGGGAUCCUCUCCCCCCUCUGGUGAAACAAAGUGACCACACUCACUUGACACGAUCCUAACGCAUCUUUUCUUGAAACAAAAAAGGAAUUCAUCGUGAUGCUAUACUCACAUAUAGUUCUUUACGCACAAGAGUCUGUUUUUUUGUUUUGUUACAGUGUUGGUUGAAAUCAGUCUCGGAUAAUAUUCACACGACAGAAUAAGCCGUUCCCCUUGUAACAGCUCAACACACAAACUCAACUCAGCAAUAGUCCCACUUCCAUUCAUUUUGUGUUUUUUCAUUGCCGCUAGAUAAGCAAGAUUGUAUUACUUUACCGUAGUUCAUUAUUGUAGCUUAUUUUUUGUUCAUAUACAUUUGUUACUUAUUACUGUACAAGCAAUACAUGUCAUUCUAUAUACCAUUGAUAAUCGAUCAGUUGCAAGGACACAGUAGGAAUAUGUUGUCUCAUCACAAUCAUUUAUGAAAUGCCGAAAGUCACCCAUAUCACUGUGAAAUUAUUAAUUCACCCAUAUCAUUCUAAAAUGACAAAAUCACCCAUUUCAUUCUAAAAUACACAUAUCUCUCUGAAGUGUCCUUUAUCGAUUGUAAUCAGUCAGCUGAUUGGUGCUAAAAACAAUUCUGAUACAGGACUCCAGUUUAAUUCAGCACAAUAGAUUGAGAUUUCUACACAACCUUUAUUUACCCUAGAGUAUUUUUGAUAGUGUCUUUUUAUUCAAUUCAAAUGUCACAUAGGUAACGGUAUGGAUCUCCAACACUGUUAAACAGAUGACAACCUUUACACACAGCAUUGUUACUUUAGAUGUCAGACACCUAGCUGUGACGAGGCCUACAGCACCCUUAUCAGGAUACUGUUGUUUUAAAUGAUGGUCUUACUGGCUAACUUCCAACCACAUUUUAGUCGUUGUAACAGUUAACCAUUUUUUUUCUGAAUUUUUAUCCAAAGAUCUCCCCCUCAUAACAAACUCUUUUGUUACACUGUAUGUUGUGGUGAUCUGUCUGAGUGUAAAGAUAAUAAUAUGUGUUGACCAGACAGAUAAUUCCCAACAAAACAUUUGGUAGCAGCAGAAUUAUUGUCGAGGUCAAUAACAGUUGUAAUGUUCAUGAGAAGGCAACUAGAAAUGGUAGCUACUCUAACUCUCCAAUAAAGGUACUACAUUUCUGAAAUGAAAGAUGGUUUAUUUUCUUGAAUAAAAGGUUUUAUGAGUGGUUUUACUGAGGGAAGGAGUGACGUGGGGUGUUUGGGUACUGGCUAGGUUGUGUAAGGUGGUAGGCAAGGUUCAAAUUCCUGUUCAGUGGGCACCCACUUUUGGAUUGGUUGGUAACUAGAAAGUGACAGAAUGGACUAUGGAUCUAAUGAAGAAUUUGCAUUGUAAUAUAGGUAUACCAAAAUGAUAAUAAUAUUUGACAUCAUUCUACAGUAGAAGUGAUGCAGAAAAUUAUAAUUUAAAAAGGAUUGAAGUCCAAAAUACAAAAAUACACUGAGUAUACCAAACAUUUGGGACACCUUCCUAAUGUGGAGUUGCCUCACCCUCUGAAUGGCACACAUACACAGUCCAUGUCUCAAUUGUCUCAAGGCCUAAAAAUCCUUCUUUAACCUGUCUUCCUCCCCUUCAUCUACACUGACUGAAGUGGUUUUACAAGUGACCUCAGUAAGGGAUCAUAGCUUUCAGCAGGAUUCACCUGGUCAGUCUGUCAUCCAAAGAGCAGGUGUUCUUAAUCUUUUGUAUGCUCAUUGGUGUCUCAAUUUGGAUUGAUAUUUUUACGUCCCCCCUUUAAUAUAGGAUUUCCUGAGCCGUUGGAUUUUAUAACGUUUUAUGUUUGUUUUACUUUCUUUUUUUAUACAUUUCUAUUUGUAUUACUUGUUCACAACUAUAGGUUUACCUACUCGCACAUUUGUUUUCGUUUUUUGCCUUCUGUAAAAUGCUCAGUUUGUAUUUUUCCCCAUUUGGUUUUAUGGGUUUUUGGAAGAAAAUAAUAAAUCAGCUUUCAUCGUAAA
Molecule: messenger RNA, 5637 nt
Organism: Oncorhynchus keta (chum salmon)
Lineage: Eukaryota; Metazoa; Chordata; Actinopteri; Salmoniformes; Salmonidae
Gene: kank2
Product: KN motif and ankyrin repeat domains 2
Exons: 14
Coding region: 291-3677 (1128 amino acids)
Biological process (GO): negative regulation of intracellular estrogen receptor signaling pathway; negative regulation of vitamin D receptor signaling pathway; negative regulation of actin filament polymerization
Cellular component (GO): cytoplasm
Molecular function (GO): protein binding
Source: RefSeq, a predicted model, not a curated record